Molecule: messenger RNA, 1860 nt
Organism: Quercus lobata
Lineage: Eukaryota; Viridiplantae; Streptophyta; Magnoliopsida; Fagales; Fagaceae
Exons: 5
Coding region: 233-1342 (369 amino acids)
Cellular component (GO): chloroplast
Source: RefSeq, a predicted model, not a curated record
GGACUAAUUGUCCAAAAGAGAGCCGCUACUCUCUCUCUCUCUCUUAAAAAACUCCAAAACCAACAACUCACAAUCCCUCAUUUUUCCCACCAUUUCCUUUCUUUCUCGAGAAAAUUCCCAUAUGGGUACUCUUAAAUAUUCUCCAAAUCAAAUGGGUUUGCUUUAAAAUUCAUUGACAUGGAGUGGUUGAGUCCGUGACAAACUCUUGUCCUGUUUGUUUUUGCUUUCAGACAUGUCUGUAAAAGCUAGUUCUUCGUUUUCUGGUUUCGUUGCAACUGUUUCCUCUCCUUUUCAAUCCACGAAAAUUUCCCAGUUGAGCUUAUCACGAGGAUAUUUUGAGAGACAACAACAUGGUUGUCAGCAAUUAAGUUAUGUUAAAGUCAAGUCAUGCCAGUGCAUAGCAAGAAAGCUGAAUUUAAAUGGAAGGUUCCUGAAGAGGCGAAGCAUUCUUUGUGCUUUUUCUUCUGAAGAACAGACACAAUACAGUGAGGUCAAACCAGAUGCUUCAGAGCAAGAAAAUAAUCAUCCUAAUGCUGUAGAAGUCUCUCCCACAAGCAGUCCAAAUAUCCGUUUUGAGGGAACUAGUGGGAAGCCGGGUUUAAUUUCAUUUUAUAUCCGUCCUUAUCAAAGGGAGAAUGAUAUCGUCAUAUCAAACCCACAACAGAGCCCAAGCAACCUACUAUGGUUUGUUGGUCCAGCCGUCCUUGUAGCCUCUUUCAUUUUCCCAUCACUUUAUUUGCGCAGAAUAUUAUCCACUAUAUUUGAGGACUCUUUGUUGACAGAUUUCCUCAUAUUGUUCUUCACAGAAGCUCUUUUUUACUGUGGAGUUGCAGUAUUUGUUCUUCUAAUAGACCACUUAAGGAGGCCUAUUGAGCCAGAUUCUGCUACAGGCACUAACAGAACCCUGGUCACUCAUUUAGGACAGCGUAUAUCUUCUGUAGCUGCCCUGGUGCUUAGUCUAAUAAUUCCUAUGGUGACAAUGGGUUUGGUUUGGCCUUGGACUGGUCCUGCCGCAUCUGCAACUCUCGCUCCAUACCUGGUUGGAAUUGUUGUCCAAUUUGCAUUUGAGCAGUAUGCAAGAUAUAAGAAGUCCCCUUCAUGGUCUGUUAUUCCAAUUAUCUUUCAGGUUUAUAGAUUGCACCAGCUGAAUAGAGCAGCACAACUGGUGACAGCCUUGUCAUUUACAGUGAGAGGAGCUGAAAUGACCUCGCACAACUUAGCAAUAAACAGCUCUUUGAGUACGCUGCUGAAUGUCCUCCAAUUCCUUGGGGUGAUCUGCAUAUGGUCUCUCUCAAGCUUCCUGAUGAGGUUUUUCCCUUCUACUGCCAUGAGUGUGGAGUGAAGAAUUUCAGAAAACGAUUGGUAAAAUUAUCACCUCACCUAAUAGAGAACAACACUGCAGUUAGUCUUGUUUCAGGUGAUGUAAUAAAUCUGGAGGGGGACUCUUAGCUUAGUUAUGUUCUGCUGGGAACUCAAAAUGAAAAGGGUAUUGAAGCAAUUAACUCGUCUAAAGGAAAUUAAAAGGUGAUUGCACGAGAUUGAGGCAAAAAAAUCUAAAUGCAGGAGAGUUGAGUUUGUGAGAAUUGAUAUGCUCUAUGUCUACAUGUUCAUCAAGCUCCACUGUUACUUGUAUAUAGAACAUUUUAACUACAGAUUGAUCAUAUUCCUGACAAAUGUGCAUUUUUUAAGGUUAUCUAGAACAGUAAAAACAUGAGCAAGCCUGUUGAGCAUUAAGCUCUUUCUGUCAUCAACAUGUUGCAAAUUUUGUCUACCGGAGUACUUUGUUUAUACUUUUGUACUCUUGUAAUUUUUUUGUUGGACUAAUGUGUUGAAAAUGCAGGUUGCAAUGUGCUUUAGAUA